AUGACUGUCACUUACUCCAAUGAAGUGGCCAAUGCGACUUUCUUCAGUUUCCACCGGCUACUGCUGCGAUGGAGAGGGAGCAUCUACAAACUGCUGUACCGAGAGUUUGCAGUGUUUGGCCUGCUUUACACUGUCCUCAGUCUUGUAUACAGGCUUGCCCUUUCUGAAUCCCAGAGGAGACUAUUUGAGAAAAUAUCCAUGUACUGUGACAAAUAUGCAGAGCAGAUACCUGUCACCUUCGUCCUGGGUUUCUAUGUGACACUUGUGGUGAAUCGAUGGUGGAACCAGUUUUUGAACCUUCCUUGGCCUGACCGGCUCAUGUUCCUCAUCUCCAGCUGUGUACAGGGUAAUGAUGAACACGGACGGCUGUUGAGGAGAACUCUUGUCCGUUACAUAAACCUCACAUCACUCCUGAUCCUUCGCUCUGUCAGUACAGCUGUGUGCAAGCGAUUCCCAACUAUGGACCAUGUGGUUGAAGCAGGUUUCAUGACUCCAGAAGAAAGAAAGGUUUUUGAGAAUAUCCGUUCUCCUCAUCUAAAAUAUUGGAUACCGUUAGUGUGGUUCUCCAACUUGGCAACACAAGCUCGACACGAGGGCCGAAUCCAAGACAGCAUUGACCUGCAAAACAUUCUCAAUGAGAUGAAUACGUUCAGAACAUGGUGUGCAACUCUUUUUGGCUACGACUGGGUUGGAGUCCCUCUGGUUUACACACAGGUCGUUACAUUGGCCGUCUACACUUUCUUCUUCGCUUGUCUCAUCGGCCGGCAGUUUCUUGACCCCGCUCAGCGUUACCAUGGUCACGACCUUGACCUAUACGUCCCAGUCUUCACUCUAUUGCAGUUCCUCUUUUUCUCUGGAUGGUUAAAGGUGGCAGAGCAGUUAAUCAAUCCAUUUGGGGAGGAUGAUGAAGAUUUUGAGGCAAAUUGGAUAAUUGACAGAAACCUCCAGGUGUCCCUGUUGGCUGUGGAUGAGAUGCAUAUGGACCUCCCUCAUCUGAUCAAAGACAUUUACUGGAACGACAGUGAAGCCCGGCCACCUUACACACUGGCUGCUGCUGACUCCUGCAUCGCCUCCUUCCUAGGCUCAACCACCGACAUGGGUCUGUCAGACAUACUGCAGUGUGAUGAAGCCAGUAACACAAAACAUUUGCACCAACAACCAUCUUAUACACCUCGCCAACAGGAGUCGGUUCUGGGUCGGGUUCGUAGGCUGCUGAGUGUCCAAGAACCUCCAGAUCUCCAGCCUCCUCGACCUGUCUUCAAAAGACACAGCAGUGACGCAACUGGGAGCUUCUUCCCUAAUCUGGGGAUCACUCCACACUCAGAGACCAUAGUGACCCCUACUUCUCUUGUCAUGGUACACCCUGUCAUGGACACUCUGUCCACUGUGAGGGAGGUCAAUACCACCCCGCCCUCCCCUGAAUGCACUCACUCUGGGGUUUUUCCUCGACUCGUGGUCAGCCCUCCUCUUUUCUGUGAAGCUGCUCUAAAUGUGAGCCCAUCCGUCAUUGGUGCGGCCAUGACAUCCUAUAAUGGCUUUGAUGUGUCUUCUUCUGAGGAUGUUCCAGGCUUGGAGAUAUUACCAAGGUCCUUUUUUAAUUAAAUGUUUAAAUUUUUGGCAAGAAAUAUACUUAAUAUUUUUGUCUCUUACAGGAAGGGUUCCUCUGUCUGUUAUUCACCCACUCAACAUGGCCCUAAAGAGUUUCGGUGGACCAGAAUGAACUCUCUCUGUCACUCACAGACACGGCCAAGGCGGUGUCAUUUCUCCCUUAAGUUUUCCCGUCGUGCCUCUAAAGGGUCUGUACGCAGCCUGCCCAGCCCCAAAGCUCUGGGAAAACGAAGAGGGGGGCUGCCUCGCUUCCAAUUACGUAGCUCAGCCGCUCCACCUAGCAACACUCUGCAAAUCCCCAACUCACCAUAUGACCAGGAUUACCAGGGGACAGAGCAAACUGACAACAGGGAGCAGAGAGAAAACAACAAUGGCAAAGUUUGA
Boleophthalmus pectinirostris (great blue-spotted mudskipper) is the source of this 1992-nucleotide messenger RNA. Its product is annotated as bestrophin-3. Gene Ontology annotation, molecular function: chloride channel activity. Lineage: Eukaryota; Metazoa; Chordata; Actinopteri; Gobiiformes; Gobiidae. The transcript is spliced from 12 exons. The record is from RefSeq and is a predicted model, not a curated record.